UAUAGAGAAAGAAAGAGAAAGAGAACGAUCAGUACGACGCCGAUCGUCGAAGCGGGAAGACUUAUCACUGCUUCGACUCGUCGACGAGCACGUGUUUCCUAUUUUUUUUCUCUCUUUUUUUCCUUUUUAAUUUUGUAUAUGUAUGUUUCGAAGAUAAUAAGCUCAUGCUUCUAUUCUUCUUGUAAUCUUUUAAAAGCAUCCAUAUGCUUUUUUCGUUCCUGUCUUAACCGGUCCGUGUUUACUUUUAUUUUUCCUCAUCUUAUACUUAUGUUGCUUCCUCGAACCGAAUUUGUUUCAAGUCGUUUGUAGCCAAUGAAUUACGAAGAAUUCAAUUCGUUAAGUGUUGCAUUCUUUUCAUCCUUUUUUAUCUUUUUUAAGUGCAUUCCAUUUCAACGUAACACUCAUCGACGAAUUGAUUAUUUAAUUCGAUAUUAUUAAUUCAUUACGAUCUAAACCGCAGUACUGACAUUAAUUUUUUUACGGUCAACCCGUUUGUUCCAAACGCCGAGAGAAAGAAUGCAAAAUAAUUGCGAUGACGAUGAUAACGACGUCGUCUACAAGGACAUAGUCAUCGUAGGAAAUGGACCAAGCGGUAUUUCUUUGUCAUAUAUGCUCGCUGGUAAUUGGCCUUAUUAUACCGGUGAGCCUCAUCCAGUCGACGACAUGCUGACGGCACGUCUCCAUUUUACAACGAAACCGUUUACCAACGAUGAUGAUGUUCACGGGAGUGACGAGACGACGCGGAAUAAAUUAGACGAGGAUGCGUGCCCUCGACGUCAAUGUAAUGUUGCUAACGAAGGUUUAACACGAGGUAGAGACUUAGCCCACAGUUCACGAUGGAAAUUGGAAACGUUGUCGUCCGGUCUCGAGGGCAGAAGCGGUGGUCGACCUUUGUCUUUACUUAUGGACCAGCUGCAGAAUCCAUGUGUCGAUGCCGGUCUCGAUGUGCCUUCGCUUUUGCAUUGGAAGUCUAAAGAUCAACAUUCGGAACACAAAAUUAUUGAUCACGUAGUUCUUGGUAAAGGUCAGCCUGGUGGAGCUUGGCAGGUAUUUAAAAAUUUUAUGGAUCCAAAUGUGUUAACGAUCAGCUUAAGUCGAUGGAUGUCAUUACCAGGAUUAGAUUUAAGGCAAUGGGAAAAAUUGGUAGAGAUUGAACAAGUACAAAAAUCAACAUUGGCAAAUGGUGAUCCGUGUUCUCACUCUCCAAGAGAGAAAAUAAGUGCAUGUAAACCUGCCAGUCGUGUACCGGUAGGUACCGUUGCUGCUUAUUAUAGAGAUUAUGUUACCGAACAAGGAUUAGAUAAAUAUUUCCGAUGUGGGACCACUGUGACUUCGGUACGAUCGAUCGACACAAUUGGUGCCAAUAAAGAUUUUGGAUGGAUCGUUGAAGGAUAUGAGAAUAAGACUGGUAAACGCUUUGAAUAUAGAUGUCGAAGGGUAGUUCUUGCCACUGGUACAACAGAUUUAUCUAAUCAUUUGGGAAUACCUGGAGAAAGAUCACAAUCCUCAUGGGUGAUUCAUGAUCUUAAUGAUCUAGAAUCACGGCUAGAUCAAUUUGUAAGCGAAUAUGGUGAAGUCGCAUUAGAUGGAUUAUUGGAUCCCGUAUUAGUGAUAGGUGCUGGAUUAAGUGCAGCCGAUGCUAUUAUGGCUGCACGAUUUCGAGGGAUUCCAGUGUUACAUGUAUUCCGUGAUGCAUCCAAUGACUGGAACAAAGAAUCGAGCGAUAAAAUAAAAACAAAUACUUUUGAUAAAUUACAGUGGCUUCCAAGUUCUAUUUAUCCGGAAUAUCACAAAGUUUAUGAGAUGAUGGCAGAUGGUGGUACGAAUUAUCCUCUUUAUAAAUCAUUGCCGGGAUACACUCUUGUGGAUCUUAAUAUUAACAAUGAUGACUGUAGUAGUAAUCAAUGUAAUAAGCAUACAGUUACUCUUUGUACACCUAAUGGACAAUUGAAAAAUUUUCGGGUUUCCAUAGUAGCGAUACUUAUAGGGUACAAGCCAGAUUUAUCGUAUUUGGAAAACAACGGUAUAGGAUUUGGAAAAGUAUCGGAUAAAUCUAUCGAUUGUAAAUCGAAUCCGAUCGAAGUCGAUGAUAUUACUUAUGAAGUUUUGAAAUCACCUAAAAAGGGACUUUAUGCCUUAGGGCCUUUAGUGGGUGAUAAUUUUGUUCGUUUCAUUCUGGGCGGUGCAUUUGGUAUUCUUGCACAUAUUCUAAGUACUUCUAUGUGAGAUACAAUAUCUUUCUUUUUUUAUCUAUCGUCAACUUAAUGAAAUGUACUUAUUUCAUUUUCUGCUAGAAUUCUACCAGCGUUUUUUAUUGAAUAACUGCAUUUACAUAAUACGAUUCUUCACGAAUUUGUAUAUAUUUAAAAAUUUAUUUUUAUAUUUAAACUAUGCAACACAUAUACGAAUUCUACGAAUAUUUGCUAAUUUUAAGACACUUCAUGAAAAUUAUUCAUGAUAAUAACGUAGAGAAUAUAAAUACCGCUAUAAUAUUGACAUUUUUGUACGAAAUGAUGCAUAUAAUAUAUGCGUACAUAUUUUGCACUUUAUACGUGAACAAAAUAUAUGUAAAUAAAGGUUAAAAGAUAGAUCUCUGUCAGCUUUGUUAGGGGGUUCUCAAUCAAAUGUAAAAUAUUACAAAUAUGGAGAGAGAAAAAUAUUAAUGAAAUUUUAGAUAUUGAGCAAAUAAAUAAUUUCUAUGUGUGAAAUGCACUUGAGGUAUACACUUAAAUACAUUCGUUGUAUAUAUUAAUAUAGUGUAUGUAUAUAUUAUAUGCACUGUGUGGUUGUAUACAUUGAUUUUGUAAAAUUAUAUACGUAGUGUUGUUGUAUAAAUGUAGAUAGCAUUCUACAAGUAAAUAACAUUUAAUGGCAAGAUAACUGUGCAAAUGUUCUUGCAAAUUUUGUACCAGUAGUUUACUUUUUUGGUCAGACAAUCUAUAUUUUUUUUCAAGGUAAACAUUUUUUGUCAAAUGAUCUUAUGUCAUUGUAAUGAGAUACGUUAUAAAUAUAUUAUAUGUAUGUGAAAUUAGCAAUAAAAUUUUUUAAUUUAAUUUUA
Molecule: messenger RNA, 3058 nt
Organism: Vespa crabro (European hornet)
Lineage: Eukaryota; Metazoa; Arthropoda; Insecta; Hymenoptera; Vespidae
Product: oxidative stress-induced growth inhibitor 1-like
Exons: 6
Coding region: 517-2226 (569 amino acids)
Source: RefSeq, a predicted model, not a curated record